UCAACAGCUGGCAGUGGCAUGGUAAAUUUAGUCGACACAGUUUUAAGUUGCAGACGACGCGAGAGCAAGUACAACUACAAGGAACGGUUCUCUAUACCCAGGUAUUUGAACAAAUACAGGUACAAUCAAAGCGUAGGAUGGGCUAUUCAUUCCGUUUAACGCAUCGUGGGCCCCGGUAAAUACCUUCAAGCAGAGCUCUGUGUUCCAGGCCAACAAAAUAGAAAUACCAGAUUGUACUUUCUCUAAUCUGAUAUUUUUUGGCAUCAGCAACAAGUCAGACGUGCAUAUUGUGUGACACUCGAUCCGUGUGCCAGUAUAACUCACUGCAAUUGUCAUGGGAGUUAAACUUUGGAUGGUUUGAUAUCUGCCAACUUUAAAAUGUGCUGGUUAUGAGGAAAUAUCAUCUUUUGUCCACAUUUGCCCCACUAGUGAUUGAAGCUGAGUAUCUGUGGACCAGUUAUGGAUUGUUCUGACAAUAUUUUGCCUUCUUAAACUCUGCUUUUACAGAAAAAACAUCUCUUGUUCGCUAUUAAUUUCAUGUUUGAAAAAGUACAGAGAUGGCUGAAGGUGGAACAAUGAUGACCAAGGAUGGACUACAUAUGAGCCAAUCAGAAACAGGCUUUCAAAGAAAUGAGCCAAUCACAGACCACAACAGUACUAGGAGCACAAGGGAUGGUAGAAUGCUGAUAUCAUUUGACAGCUUUGAAAAGUCGGACAUGCUACCGGACUACAGAGGAUGGCUGACCGAGUGCAGCACCAAGAAACAGUACUGGUGUGUCGCGGCCAGUAACAUGCUUGGGUUGUUUGAUUCACCCGAAGGAGAUGAACUUAAGAGAGUUUUGACACUGAGUGACUUUCAUCUGGAGGCGUCGAUAAAGGAAAGUGGAGAAAAUUGUGACGCUGAGACGUGCGAGUCUAGCAGAAGCAGAACAUCAAACAGUCAACUGCUGAAUAAGGAGUUUAUCUUGGAGUUGACACCAGUUUCGGAAGGAGACAGGAUUUUCAGUUUUAGCGUGCCAACGGAGGAGGAGUUCUCACUUUGGAGCUCAUUGCUUCACAGUUUCACAGAGAAAUCCCCGUUACCAUGUAAGCUAGGGAUGACUAGACAAAAGAAUAUCAGUUUUGAGGAGAGCCGGAGGACGGACAGUGGGCUUGGGGAAGAAUUUGAUACGUCUCCAUCAGCGAGAAGGAAAAUUCCCAAACAGAUGAGUGUCGAGAGCGACACUGCCUCGCGAGACGGAGAAUGGCAGAGCAGAGGAAGCUCUUUUGUGUCGUCGCUCGCGACAAAUGACGAUCUCGCUGACUCGCACUCCAUUAGCGACAGCGCCUCUUGUGGUAACAGCACCGUCAACCUCUCAGAAAUCGAAUUCGCCGAUUCAGAGACAAACUCCCAAAAGAGGAAUUUACUCAGUGAUAGCGUUUUCCUAGGAGGGUCCCAAGAACUGGAUGCGUGGGACGAGUCUCAUAGUGUUGAUGGAGACUCAGCCCCGACCUCUCCUCGUCAUCCCACCGUGUCAAGUGUGAGCUCUACCGGCGACGCAACCGAAGGAUCUCGCUCAGAUCAUAGCAAGACUGUCAUCAGCAAAGUGACCAAGUUGGUGCAACGAGCACUGAUUCGCCGGCCCCGGGUCACGUCCGGUUUGACCUUAGGUCACCUCCCUGACCCCAAAAUGUCGGGACCCAUGCGCAAGAAAGGUAAAUCACGCUGGUACGUCUUAAAUGAUACGUACUUGUACUGCUUCAAGACCAACUCACCAGAAGCUGAGGCAGAGAGCAUCCUUGACCUGAACUCAUACUCGGUUGCCUUGGCAACAGAACGAAAAGAGGACGGACAAUCCAUUGGCCUGCUGAAACUCACCCACUCUGCCGGGAAGAAGGUUUUGUUUUCCAUCAACAGCACCGACACGGCUCAACUGUGGUAUGAUUACAUCAACGAGGCAAUUCGACUUGCAAGUUCCACCAAAGCUUCCAGAUCAGACAGCCAGAAAUCGACAGGCUCUAAUUCGGACUCCCAAGGUCAUACAGCGCUGUCCAGUAGACUGUCGCGGGAAAGUUUUGAGGAGAGCUACGGGUACUUUGAACGGCAGAGUUCUCUGAGAGCUCAGAGGGAUGCUGUUGACAAUGCAAUCACUGAAGUGCCAAAAGCAGACAAACAGGAAUCUAGCUCUGGAAGUUCUGCAGCAGCUGAUGGAAAACAAGAAUCACGUUCGCUCUCAGACUUUGAGAGCGUGGCGUCGUCAUCAGUUGCCGCCUGGGGAUCCUCAGACGAUCUGGAUUUGACGGACAAGAAAGCCAACACUGCCUUGAGUUUGGUCAAACGUUCCAUCAGACCAUCGCUGUUGUCCAAACGGAGAGCGAGGCAGAUGCCCAUCUCGGCUUGUGACGUUGUGGAUCCGACGUUGACUGGGAACCUUCGUGUGUUCAUGCCAAACAAGGGAACUUGGAAAAAGUCUUGGGCUGUGCUGAAAGACGAUUGGCUGUAUUUUUACAAGAAGCCCACCGAUUCAUCAACCUCGGACAUCAUUGAGCUGUCAAACUACACCAUCCAACGAGAACGCACCGUGGACGACGGAACUCCACUCACCAGCCAGAAAUAUAUGUUCAGCAUUUUAAACAAAGACGGAUCUAACCGUGCUGUCAUAAUGGCUGAAACAGAGAAGGAGACGCGAGCCUGGAUGGAGAAGUUGAAAGGUCGCGCCAAGAAACAGAGCGCGACCCUCGACGGUCUGAAUCUGGAGAGUGGCUCUUCUACGCGACCGCUCCUACCACCAGAAUCUAGUGACAAGUGGCACACUAACCAGGCAGAAGUACUCAAGGAGAAACUGCUGAAAGUCCUCCAAAAGAACCUAGAUACUCUGGAGACAUCUUCAGAGAGGGAAGACCCAGACCUUGACCCCAAACUUGCCAAGAAAAAAGCAGAGAUUCUUUCCAAUUAUGAGAAGGCUAAUGACGAGGAAGCAGAGGAAUUAGUCAGGUACCUGACCAUCCAGAAUCGACGUCGGAUGUCGGCCCAAGUGAAGAAAGAUGCCCUCCAGCGAACCAUCGGGAGUAAGGGUAAGAAGAGGGUGGAGAGGAUUGGCAGUGUAGAGGAAUCGGCCAUGGAGGAUCAGAUCAAAACCUUGAACGUCAGGCUGGACAGCAUCAACGCUGAUAUCGAGGCCAAGAGCACGCAGAAGACCAACCGCCUCCAGGCACUUAAGGAGAAGAAAGACUUGCAAAUUCAGCUCUUGGAGCAACAAGAGAGGCUGUCGCGGUAUCGCCGGCAGGCUCAUAUUGCGCUUCAAGGAGCAGAUUUUCAGAGUGCUCUCGCAGGCCUGGAUGAGGAAAGUCUUAAAGAUGGCGAAGGGUCGACAGAGGAGGAUGUGGACAAGAAUUCAAGAUAUUCUCCCAAAGCAGUUGAAGAUGAGACUGAUAGCAGCUCCACACGGCCAGAAAUACAAUCUGAGACGGUCCAGGUCUUGGCAAGACAAAUGGUUGAAAAAUCACCCCCGAGGUCUCCAAAUACUCGUCCUGGAAGGUUGUUGCCUAGUUUACCUUACAGAAAGGGAGAAAAGCCAUCCAGAGGGAACGCAAGAAAAAAACAAUCAAAGGAAACAAGUGAGGAAAAGUCCCAGUCUGGCUCUGUGCAAACAGCCGUUGACUCAUGCCAAAGAACAGAUGCCCCAUUGGAGAAAAAGUCCAGCCCGUUAGCCCGCCUCCGAAAAAUCAGCCUCGGUUCGAAAAUGGCACCGGACCCAACUCAGCUUGUAAAAGAGACAAAGAGUCGUAAGCUGAGCACAGGGAUGAAAUCCUCGGUGUCGUUUGACGAUGGACUGAGUUUAGGACAACUGAAUUCCUCUUUGAAACACUCCUCCUCGACUACAGACUUGAGUGUAGCGAACACGAGAGGAAGCCCGUCUCCAAGGAGAGCUGCGAGUCGGGAAGGGAAGGAUACCAGCACGGCCAGCCCGCAGAGACGACGUCGCAAGAUCAGCGUUCCUGUCAAAAUGCCAUCCAUGGACAGCCUCUUCCCCUCAUCAACCUCCAAGAAGGAUAAACAGAGGAAGAUGAGCAACUCUCCGAAUUUCAGUGACAGAGCCGAGCCCGAGACCAGAGUUAAUACAGACAGGGCCCAGAUUCCCUCCCCAAGCAGCUCACCAGAUAUAAACGGAAACGUGGCCCGAGCUGGCAAAGGUCAAGAGGAAAACUCAUCGGCCAAGGACCGUGCUGUGAGAGACGAAAUAGACCCUGAAGUUCUACGAGAUAUUGAGGAGUUUGAAAUGAUGGCUCGCAAGGCUCUUCUAGAAGCUGGUUGGGUCUUCCGCUCCUGAUACAGCCCCGGACAGUAGGGAUUCUAUCAGAGUGAACACUUCAAGAGAUGUAAUUAAGGCAUCGUUAGUCAAUCACAAGUCAAUCACAGAUCAUCACAAGUCAUCAAUGGUCAUUAUAAGUCACCCUUUUUAUCAAAAGACACCAAAAGUCAAUUGCAAGUAAUCACAAGUCAAUCACAAAUCAAUCACAAGUCUUCACAAGUCAAUACCAAGUCAUCCCAAGUGGAUCGCAAGUAAUCACAAGUAAAUCGCAUGUCGCCACAUGUCAUUAGAAGCCAUCACAAGUCCAUUUCAAGUCAAAUCAGUCUCAAAUCGAUCGUCAGGCUAGCCAAUCGAACUGAUGACCUUCUUUUAUCUUGUUUCCCCCUCGACCCGACGUGUAAUUGACUUGGUUACAAUUUUGCUCCAGUCUCUAAACCUAUCCACUUGUUUUCACAAAAGUGAGUGCGUUGUUAUUGAAACUCAGAUAUAUAUAUUAGACAAAGAAAGAAAAGCAACUUAGUUAAAAGUAGCUUUGAAGAUAAUCUUGUUUGCGAUGCAAAAUACUGCCUUAAACCUCACAAAAACAUGUUAAUCCUUGUUGUCACGCCUCAGUGACUGUGACUCCCACAAAGAAGCCAUGUUGGUUGAAAACAUUAAUACACGGUCUCCUAAUUUGUUAUUACAUUUGAGUAUGUUUUAAAGUUGGCUAGUAUACAUGCAGCUUUUUCCUGAUAUUGGUAACUUGUCUAUUCUUCCUAUUAGAAGUUUCACUCAUGUUAAUAGUGCAGAACUUUUGGAGAGGACAUAAUUUGUUUGUCUUCAUGGGGAAAAAUAUCAUUUUGUUUCCAGCAUUGUUUAAGUCGUUUUUUAAAGAGAGGUUGCUUUUCCUCUGAAACUACCUCAUGUACCCGACUGAGAAGUCUGAUGUCUUUUCAAUUUUGCUCAAUUUUUUUUUUUUUUUCCCCUCGAAAAUUUGAGAAUUUUCAAAUCAAUGGAGAGUA
Patiria miniata (bat star) is the source of this 5293-nucleotide messenger RNA. RefSeq lists its product as uncharacterized. The transcript is spliced from 9 exons. Bases 558 to 4310 code for a protein of 1250 amino acids. NCBI's taxonomy places the organism in Eukaryota, Metazoa, Echinodermata, Asteroidea, Valvatida, Asterinidae. The record is from RefSeq and is a predicted model, not a curated record.